Molecule: messenger RNA, 2982 nt
Organism: Anneissia japonica
Lineage: Eukaryota; Metazoa; Echinodermata; Crinoidea; Comatulida; Comatulidae
Product: anaphase-promoting complex subunit 5-like
Exons: 18
Coding region: 159-2393 (744 amino acids)
Biological process (GO): protein K11-linked ubiquitination; anaphase-promoting complex-dependent catabolic process; positive regulation of mitotic metaphase/anaphase transition
Cellular component (GO): anaphase-promoting complex
Molecular function (GO): protein binding
Source: RefSeq, a predicted model, not a curated record
CAUGUGUGGAUGAAUGUUGAUUGAUCAAUCAACAAGGAGCCGAUCGAAGGUCUGAGUCAAGUGUGGCCUAGCUAGGGUAGGCCUAGGACGGAAGCUUUGUUCUUUUGUAGCUGGGCCUAGAUCUUGGUAAAUUUCCGUGUAUUUUGUUAACAAUCUGAAUGGAUUUAUUCAAAUCAGGAUUUGCAGGGGCAGGGAAGCCUAAGGAAUUAGUAACUCCUCACAAAGUAUCACUUUUAGUUCUCAUUAAUGCGUACUCGGAAGGAGACCAAGAGAAGGUCGCAUUGGAAGGAGGAGGAGUUGGCGGCGGUGAGGGUAAAAAAUGGAACAUUCAGACUAGCAGAGAGUUCGCAAAAUGUAUGCUGAAAUGGAUUCAGAGUUCCGAUGUUGAUUUAGAAGUGUUUGUGCCGAAGGUGCAAGGUAUUCAUGCAGACCUAGCUAAUACAUUACUUACAAGUUGGGAAAAGUUCAUAAGUGAAGGGUUGUCAUCGAUGGCUGAUGUUUUUGUUGCAGCGGGUAAACUGCUAGAAGCAUCGGAAAGUGAACCAGUUGUACACAGAAACUGUAUCAUAGGUCUUUUCAUUAGGCGCAUGAUACUAGCCUUUGAUCAGUUAUCAUUCAAUACAGUCUGUAAACUUUAUAAAAACCUCAAGAAAUACUGUUUACAAGGCAAGCAACUGUUCAUUGCUGAAAAGACUAUGGCCACAGGAUUAGAGCAUGAUUUGUCAUUGAGUGGUAUUUUCUCACAUCGUCAAGCUGAAUUCUUUAUGUCAGAGCAGGCUGCCCUCCUUCAGAAUGAAGAAUGCAAAGCAAUGCCUCCUCACAAACUCCAAGAACAUAUUGAUGAUCUUACAAAAAACAACCCAGAAUUACCUGCAACACGAUACCUUUCAUUUCUGAACUACUUGCGCAUCAAUGAGUAUUGUGGAGCUGUUCAUAGUCUGUACAACUACUUCGAUCGGAUAUCAUCCCCAAACACUAUGAGCAACAGCAGUGAAGAGUUUAGCCAAAGCUAUCGUUAUGCUGCCCUCAAUUUAGCUAGCUUACAUAGUAGAUUUGGCCACAAAGAGGAAGCACUUCUAACUUUAAAAGAAGCUAUCAGAAUGGCUCAAGAAGCAAACGACCCAGUUUGCCUUCAACAUGCUUUGGGUUGGUUAUAUCGACUAGAAGGUGUAGAUGGGCCCAAUUCAACGCUGUUACUGGAGAGAGCUGUCACAAAAUCAGAAGAGCUUAAUUUACCUUAUCUAACCUCACUUGGAGUGAUCAACUUUGCUCAACACAAAGCGCUGCAUAAAUUACAGCCAGCAAAGGUAAUGGAAUAUUUGUCAAGAAGCAAUGCUAUUAACUGCCAUCAUAACCAACCUCAGCUGAUGUCAGUCAGCCUAGCCCAGCAAGCUUCCCUUUGGUCUUUGUAUGGCUACAGUUCUUUGUGUUCCUUACACACACAGCUUCUCCUCGGCACCAACAACUACUCAUCACAAUCAGUGAGUGCAUUCAACUUAGAUAGUGAGGCAGUGUGUGUGUCUUUGUGCCAUCAAGCAAUUCUGCACCUCCACGAUGGACUCUACCAAGCUGCGCUACAGAUACUAAAAUUUGCUGAGUCUAAAUUCCCUGAAUCAUCUCAACAAUCUAAGUUAUGGAUGCUUUGUCGUUUACAAGUUAAUUUUGAGAUGGCAAUGCACAAGUGUGAGAUUGCAAAAGCUGAAGAAGUUCUUAUCAGUAUGGCAUCUCUCAGCCAAUCGGAAGCCAUGUUCAGGAAAGUGAGUCUGCUAACAAGGAAACGAGAAACAACCAAAGCAUACAGUUUAAUUUAUGAGAUUAUUGAGAACUGUAAAGCCAGCAGGGAAGGCUUUACAGCAGAGGUACAUGCAAAAACACUGUUGCAGCUGUCGCAGCUUUACUGUUCUAGCAACGACUUUACCUCCUCGUUACCCCACCUGCUUGAAUGCAUCGCCCUUUCUCAGGAGAAUUUCUUUAAUCAUACAGAAAUAUUGGCCAAGAUUCAACUAGCUCAAAUACAGCUUUACCUAAAGAUGCCUCAUCAUUCCAUUCAAGUACUUGAUGAAAAGAUUGCACAAGUGCUAGCACAAGGUUCACUAUUUGAAAGGAGUAGUUCACUGUUUUUCUUGGCUAAGUGUAUGGUUGCCAGUAUAUCAAACACAAAUCUUGAUAAAAGGAAAGCAGCACUUGGAACAGCUGUGGGAUUACUGAACUUAGCAGCUGACGGAUUUACCAAGUUACAAGCUGAAUACAGAAUCAAAGAUGUAAUGUAUUUACAGGCUCAAAUGUAUCAUGAACUUGGCUACACUUCGGAGCGUAACAAAUGUGCCCAAAGAUUCCGUCAACUUGAUCAACAGUUUCCAACUGCUUUAAUUCCACCUAUUGCAGUUCAGUAGAGUGCUAUUGGAAAAGCAACUGCACAGCAAAUGUCAAUAAUAUUUCUGCCAACUUUAACCAAAACCCAGAUUUCCAUUUUCGGUUUUCAACAGAUUUUGAGCUGUCACAGAUCUGAGCACAAUAGAACAUGAACUUUUGUAGACUAUCAGUUACAUAGCUGAUUGCAUAUUGAUUUCAUGCACUUAUGCCCGUAUUCUUAUAACGAAAUACUAGUUGUAGUGUUACUCAAAGUUUUUUUAAGAAUAUGAAAUGAUGUGAUUUUUAAGUUUUCGCUUAAACUAUGACCCAUUUUAAGAAUACUGGGGUUGAUAUCGAAAUUAAUUGAGAGAAGAUAUAUUUAAUAACUUUGCUCUCUCUGUUGUUUCUAAAUUUUCCACCUUAGGAUAUUAAUUAUUAAUGAUUAAUUAUUACUAAUCAGUUAGUAAUAAUUAAUUUGUAAUUGAUAAUUAAACUUUAUAUCUCCACCAUUACAUUUCAUACAGGGAUUUGUACUGCAUACUGACCAGUAAACCUAAGUGGAGGCAAAUGUUGAUGUAAACAGGAUUGUAAUACUUAUGUAUGAUAAUAAAUAUAAUAUCAUAAGUUUAA